Messenger RNA from Myzus persicae (green peach aphid), 830 nucleotides. RefSeq lists its product as uncharacterized. The record is from RefSeq and is a predicted model, not a curated record. The coding region runs from base 26 to 574 and encodes 182 amino acids. NCBI's taxonomy places the organism in Eukaryota, Metazoa, Arthropoda, Insecta, Hemiptera, Aphididae. The transcript has 4 exons.
UAUUGUUCUUGUUGGAAUUUUUUAUAUGACCCGAUCAAAAAGCAUUCAUAGGCCAAACUUGCCAUUGGGAGAAUAUAGAUUUGUAUUUCACACAAUGCAUCCUUGUGAAACUACACAAGAUUUAAAGUUAAAAAUGAAUUUAUAUUUAAGUAAAAAAACAAGAAAUAUUACGGAAGUGAAAGGGAAUUUAACAUUCCUAACACCUUUAGACGAUUCAUUAAUAUUUGACUAUAACCUAUCUUCUUGGAGCUUAACCGGAGGUUGGAAACCAAACUCUUUUGUUUACAUAGUUAAUAUGGCUUGUUCAAAAAUGAAGGCUAUCUUGGGAAAUUGUUGGACUUCAUUACAAAAGGCUUUUAAAAUCCCAACCGGAAACUGUCCUGUACCAUCGGGUAUAUAUACAACAGCAGGAUUAGAUAUUAAAGCUAUUGCAGAUGACAACAAAUUUCCCAAAAUUUUCUAUUAUGGAAAAUAUAAAUUAGUGGCUAAAUUGAGAAACAAAGAAAAUAAACUACUUGGCUGCCUAUCUGCUGAAUUUGAUCUUGUAAGACCAUGGGAAGUGCCUACGAAUUGAAACUUCUGCCUAUACGCAUGCUUAUAAUAUCUAAUUUUAAACUAUUUUAUGUUGUGCAAUGGAAUACAUUUAUAUCACAAUUCACAAUAUGUUAAUUUUUAGCACACGGUAGUUACAGUCACAAUCAUAUUUUGUGGUUUGAUCUCUAUAAUUAUAACUUAACCUAUCAAUUUUUUUGUAUUUUAUAUCAUAGUUUAGUAGCUUAACAUUAUAUGUUUGUGGUUUAUAUUGUCUGCGCAUAUCUUAAUUAUUAAUU